Messenger RNA from Paramecium tetraurelia, 1465 nucleotides. RefSeq lists its product as uncharacterized. Gene Ontology annotation, cellular component: calcineurin complex; cytoplasm. Gene Ontology annotation, biological process: calcineurin-mediated signaling. The transcript is spliced from 8 exons. Lineage: Eukaryota; Ciliophora; Oligohymenophorea; Peniculida; Parameciidae. The record is from RefSeq and is a predicted model, not a curated record. Gene Ontology annotation, molecular function: calmodulin binding; calmodulin-dependent protein phosphatase activity.
AUGUAACCACUUUGUGAUCCAGCACAGGAUAGAGUAGUCAAGUAAGUUCCUUUACCUCCUCAUCGACCUCUAGAUAAUGACCUGAUGUUUCCAGCCAAGAAUUAAGGGAAACCUGACUGGAAACUCAUAAAGGAACAUUUAGAAAGAGAGGGAAGAAUUGCGAAAAAGGAAGUAAUAAAGUUGGUGACAAUGGCAAACAAAAUCUUUAAGAAUGAGGGCAGUUUGAUACAUCUGUCAGAUCCUUUGACCGUGGUGGGAGAUAUUCAUGGAUAAUUUUAUGAUUUUCUUAAAAUUCUUGAUGUUGGAGGCAAUCCUGAGUCUUAGAAAUAUGUGUUUUUGGGGGAUUAUGUUGACAGAGGACCAUUCUCCAUAGAAGUGUUAAUUUUGUUGUAUUCACUAAAAAUCAAUUAUCCACGCACUAUCUAUAUGUUGAGAGGCAAUCAUGAAUGCAGACAACUCACUUCAUUCUUUAACUUCAUGGACGAAUGCAAAUACAAGUACGAUUAAGAAUUGUAUGAUGUUUUCAUGGAUUCAUUCGACAACCUUCCAUUGGCUUGCAUUAUAAAUAAUCAAUUCAUUGCACUUCAUGGAGGAAUCUCUCCAGAAUUAAGAAAUGUCACUGAUGUCAAUUUGGUAGAGAGAUUCAGAGAACCACCAAAGAAUGGACUAUUCUGUGACAUCCUUUGGGCAGAUCCUGUGGAUAAUGAUGAUGGAAUUUGCGAAGGACAAUUUCGAAUUAAUGAAGUCAGAGGCUGUUCAUACUUUUAUGGAAUGGAGGCAGUUAGUCGAUUCUUGGAAAGAAACAAAUUGAUAUCUGUCAUCAGAGCCCAUGAAGCUCAAUUAGAAGGAUACAAAAUGCACAGAUGGGAUGGAGGAUAAGAUUUCCCUAUGGUCAUUACAAUAUUUUCGGCUCCCAAUUAUUGUGAUGUCUACAAUAAUAAGGGUGCUGUCAUUAAAUUCAAAAAUAAUGAUCUGAAUAUUCAACAAUACAAUUAUAGUUAGCAUCCAUAUCUAUUACCCAAUUUCAUGGAUAUCUUCACUUGGUCUAUUCCAUUUGUUGCAGAAAAAGUCACUGAAGUGUUGUUCCACAUCAUACAACCUAGAGAUGGGGAAGCCAUGGAUGAGAUCGUUGAUGAAGAUGAUAUUGCCAAAUUCAAGGAAUUAGUAGGAGACUAACAACACAAAAAUAAAGAUGUCUUCUUGAAAAGCAAAAUCAAAUUUGUUUUUAGAAUGAUGCAAAUUCAAAAAGGAUUAAGAUAACAAAGUGAAAGUCUAGUCUAAACCAAAGGAGCUUGUCCUGACAACCGUAUACCUAAAACACUUCUAGAUAGCAUUAAAGAUUCAAAUGGGGCAUUUUAGACUGCUAAAAUGGCUGACUCUAUCAAUGAGAAAAGACCUGGACUCAGUUAAUGAUAUUCAAAUCAUAUAAAAACACACUCAUUUAAUUUACAUUUUUAAUUAUAAA